AUGCUCUGGGCGGAGAUGGACGUUGAUCAAUCGGCCGUUGGGCAUCAUCGAGCCCGGUGGUGUCUGGAGGGGCAUGCGCUUCGUGCAGAACUUUUGGCUCUUGCAUCUGAGCUUCCCUCAUUUUUCACAAGGAUAACAGCCGAUAUUAUUCAACUGAAGGAGCCCUAUGAGUAUUACAUUCACUUUCGUAAUUAUAUCCAUCAGAAUAAGAAUCUCUCUGGAAGACCGUUGCCCUUGCUCUCCCUAUUAAUCGAAAAAGGUCCUUCUCUGACGGCGUUUGAGUUCAAGUAUGGUAUAACUCCAACAAAAAUCGAAUUGCCAUCUUAUGAUCUGUUAUUGAAGGAGGAUGAGAAGAAAUCUGAUGACGAAAUUGAUUUUGGUGAUGAUGAUAUUGAUUUUGGCAAUGACGAUGAGAUAAACAUUUCUGUAGAAGAUGCACACAUUGACGUUGUGGCUGACACCAAAGGUGCCGUUGGAGAAUCAGUCGCAGUUGGCGAGGAUGCGCUGGGGGUUGUGGAGAAUAUGGAAACACAAAAGGUUAUGAAAAAUGAACUAAACGAGUUGUUAGCAUUUCUCACGAUGCGAAAUGAAGACGAAAAGCGAGAUACUUCAUCAGAUGUUUUCAUAAGAGGAUUUGAAAAGAGGCCUGCUGAAAUUAGCAAGAUAUCGCCUCCGCAGAUUGGAGAAUGGAUUUCGCAGAUAAAGUCUAUAAUUGAUCAGUUGUCGGAUUCACAGAAGAUUCAUUUAUUCCGUAUUAGGACUUCGCCACAGUGA
Cooperia oncophora is the source of this 774-nucleotide messenger RNA. Lineage: Eukaryota; Metazoa; Nematoda; Chromadorea; Rhabditida; Trichostrongylidae. The record is from the annotation of a GenBank genome assembly.